This is a messenger RNA of Penicillium odoratum, 1032 nucleotides long. RefSeq lists its product as uncharacterized. The record is from RefSeq and is a predicted model, not a curated record. The transcript has a single exon. The coding region runs from base 1 to 1032 and encodes 343 amino acids. NCBI's taxonomy places the organism in Eukaryota, Fungi, Ascomycota, Eurotiomycetes, Eurotiales, Aspergillaceae.
AUGCCUCCUCAAAUUAUCAAGCUUGGCGACAUUCUCGGUAUUACAAUCGCCAAGAAUGGCGCGCAGAAUUGUCUGGCAAAAACCUCAAAGGAAGACCAAUGUAGGCGCCGGUUGGCUAGAAGCAAAUGCGAUCUCGCCGACGACAUUUUACAACACAAGAUGAGCUUCUUAGAAUCAGAGCAUGAUCUCAUUCUCAAAAACAUCAAAUCACUUGUGGAUCUCCUAUUCAUUGAUAACCAUCACCCUCCCACUAUUGUUCUGCAAAAGAGUGAGCAGGAGCAAAAAUGGCUCGAUCUCUGGCGCGAAGAACAUCAAGCUCACCAAUUGCACCCUGAAGAAAAGAUGACUGGUGCGGACGGACCUGAGCAACCCCAAUCUGAAUCACUGGAAACAAUCUCAGACAAUGAAGAAAAUGAAACCACCCACAUUCCUGCCAUUAUACGAUACCCCACUCUGCCACUUGAAACCCCACCAGGGCCAGUACCCACCAAUGCUUCACUACAUACCACGGCCAUAUAUUCCCCGCUCAACCCCUUCAACCACACUACCGCGAUAAAUCCCACAGAGGAAGUCAGCCACCAAAUCAGUCCGAUCGCUGCAACCGAACCUGAUGUUCUUGAGCAUGAUGUGCAAUUAGCGACGAAAGAAGCAUCGUCUCGUGAGAGCCUAGGAAUGAGUGUAUUUUUCAGUCCCAAUCAAUUGGCUGCAAUCAACAUGAUCCUCCAAUAUGCUCUCCAGCUGUGUGCUUUCUUCCGGGUGCAAUAUGGGACCUUUCUUUCACGUGAUGGCGCGGGCAACACGCGGACAGAAUCAUUUCUUCAGUGCCAGCUCAACUUUUGUGUGAGGCUUCGGAUAUUAAGGCUUCAGGUAUCUCCAUGGGUGACAUUUCCGCUAUUCAUUGCAUUUGGUCAGGCCAUGUAUAUGUUAACUGGGUCGUGGUUAAGCAUGGUGCUGUCUCUCUUCGUGACUUUGGUAGCACAGCGCUGGUCAGACACACAAGAGAACGAGAGUUCAAUAAUCGAGCGGGAAUAA